AUGCCAGGUGGAAUUCCUCUUAAGUACUUUGGCGACGAAACCCUUUAUUAUGAAGGUUACAAUUAUGAGCCCCAAAGAGGUGCCUCUAUCAAUAUCAUUGCUAUCAAUGGAUUCACCUCCUCUGAAGACGAUAAAGAACCUUGGCUGGCUGUUGACCAGGACUUUUGGCUCCAAACACGCCUUCUUAAGGAUUCACCGGGUGCGAGACUGCUCAUUGUGAAUAAUCGACUGUCCGAUGGGGCCAGUUGGAAAGCACUUCUCGGACGUGAAAACAGUCUUAAAGACACUGUUCUUAGAUUUAAGGAAGGAAGCCAAGCCCCGGUGAUAAUUUUCUGCCAUGGCCUUGGAGGAUUUCUUGUACUCAAGAUGGUAUCAGGGCUAAAUACGUCAGACCGUGAAUCUCACCUGCUUCUUUCGAUAAAAUCGAUUAUACUAUUCGGUACACCUUGCCGAUACGCAAAUAGUAAAGAGUUACAAAAGACUUUGAAGCUUUGUGCUACAGUAGAACUCGGUCUAAAAGAUAAACAGAAUAGACCAAAAUUUGACCAAGAAACUGAAAAUGAUAUAAAAUCUAUAUUGGAAGCUGCGGCGAAUCUAAGCGUUGAGUUCGUAGGGGUUUACGAAAAACGUCAGACUUCCUAUAGUUGGAGGGAGUUACAAAGACCUGAUUUAUUGGUUCGAAACACAACAUCUACACCGGCCGGCGAGACGUUCAUUGCCCAUGACAGCGAUCAUUGGAACAUAUCUCGGGUGGCCUCUAACUCUGACACCUACAUCGAACUCCAGAAACAUGUAGCAAAAUGGUCGGUUUUUUUAGCGGAUCUGCCUCCAUCCGCUGGACGAAGACCCUCGACGGUGCGUAGCAAUUCUAGAAACACAUCCCUAAGCGGAAUUUCUCCUACCAGCAGUUUGGUACCGCCGAUUGCAACUCCUAUCACUUUGCAAAGAGCGAGUCCCAAACCAAGCAACCCAGGAUAUGACCCUUCAUCGACAAACGGAAUCGAUGUUGAGAACAAUCGGCCAACCCGGCAGACUUCUAUUUCGCUUAAGCUUGCAUUACCCUGCCAUGUGAUCCAACCUCCCAAGAACUCUAAUUUCGUAGGUAGGGUGGAUAUAUUGGAAGAGAUGGAUGCCAAUCUCAUAUCAAACCCUUUUAAAAAUGGUAGUGAUAUCCGCGCGUUCACGAUUUGGGGUCCUCCUGGGAUGGGCAAAUCUCAGACUGCACUCCGUUUCGCUUAUACGCAUAAAAAGGAGUUUCCAUCGAUCCUCUUCACUGUCGCGGAUACGGAAACUAAACUUCUAAGCGACUUGGCCGCUUACUCGCAAACUCUCGGGCUUACAACAGAAGACCAAUCAAAAAACAUACCAGGGCAGGUUAAGCGCCUACUGGAAUGGUAUGAAAAAACAGACGUGCCAUGGCUUCUGAUAUUUGAUAACGCGAAAAGCGUCAAACUGAUUACUGAUUACUGGCCGAAGGAAGGGGUGGGGGCUAUCAUCAUCACUUCGCUUAGUGCAGAGUUUGCAUCGAAUAAUGUAGCUGGGGCUGGAAAAGAGUUGAAACCGCUUCAUGAUGAAGAAGCUAUUGAAUUACUGGCGAAACAGCUAGCAGACCGACCCAUAACUAAUUAUGAUCGAAACGAAGCUUUGCGGAUUGCUCAACGUAUGGAGAACCUUCCACUCGGUAUCCAAGCAUCUGUUGGCCUAAUCAAUGGUGCUCAAUGUUCCUUACACGACUUUAAUCGACAAUGGACCUCUCGUACGAAAGUCAUCAAGGAUUCGACGGAAGAUCAUACCACGACACGGCAUGCCAAAUAUCCACGAGCUCUCAGAGACGCAUGGCUUGACACUCUGAACACACUUAGACCGGAAUCAAAAGCCAUGAUUGAUGUCAUGGCCCUUUUAGAUCCUGAUAAUAUACAAGAAGAAAUUUUCGAAGAAAGGGCAUCUUUAGGAUCUCCAAGUACCAUGCCAUUUUUGGGAAACAAGACAAAGUGCUUUGGUGAUUUGAAAUCACAAGGUUUGCUGUCACACGGAGACCAAAGUCAAAGUUUCCGCGGUUUUAGUAUCCACCGUACGCUACAGGACUGUAUCAAAUUGCAGAUGUCGGAGAAUCCUAUCCAUGGGAAUAGACAAACGGCAUUGGGCAAUGCGAGCGCUUUGAUAAGCAGUCUUAUUUCUUCAUUAUGGGAGACAGACUGGAUCAAAAUUCGCAAAGAGUAUAAGAACUUUCUCCCCCAUACUGAGACAAUCCGCCUCUUUUUUCAUGAGAUAGAAGAUGUACCCUCGAUGAAAGUCCCCAUCAGCUUUUUGGAAAUGCUGCGGAAAGCCGCUGGUCUGUGCUACAAGAGAAAUUUCCUAAAUCUUGGACUGGAAAUACUUAAGACGGCAGAAGAUAUUAUAGCGCUGAAUGCAGAGCAGUCAUCUUUAAAAAUCGAAGGUACCGAAGAGGCUAUACUCAAUGAGAUCAUAGAGAUUAGAUACCAGCAUGCCUGCAUCUCCACCGAGACGGCGGAAUUUAAGGAAUCGCUAGAACAUUUCGAAUUGGCGAAGGAGUCCUAUGCAAAAUUCAAAGAGUUAGGAUACGUGAAGAAAAAUUCGACUCGGUACAUGACAAUUGUUGGUGGGGUUGCAAACUCGCUGAAUGGUCUCCAUCGAAAUGAGGAAGCGGAAGGUUACUAUUUAGAGUGUAUUGAACUGACUCCACCUGAUGAUUGGCAACCAUAUAACAUCAACCUAUGCCGAUGUCUUUGGGACACCGGGAUACCCGAAAAACUGAAUGAGGGUGCAAAUCGAUUGAACGCUUGGAUUGCGGCCCGUGCGGAUGCAUUUGGUCCUGAUGACCAAAAUGAUUACUUGUCCGGACACGCCAAAUACGUCCUAGGUAAUAUUCGAAUAUCUCAGGGCAAAUACGACGAAGCGCGUGAGCUUCACAUGUCUACUGUGAAGAACUUCAAAGCGGUUCUAGGCGAUGAUCAUCAUAAGACUGGCGAUGCAUAUCACAAAGCUGGCUGGCAUUUUGACAGAAUUGGGGAAUAUGAAGAAGCGAAGAAAUAUUUGGAAAACGCCCUUAAGGUUUAUCAAAUUGGUUCAGACGCAACUUAUCGAAAUGGAGAGAUUGCGCGGACCACCUUUAAGCUGAGUUUGGUCCUAGCCAAAAUGGAUCGUGAGCAACAGGCGGCCGCGGAGGAUGAACGCAAAACGGCGGAAGUAUUCAGAAAGAAAUCCAUGGGGAUGAAAUAUUUCCCUUCAGAUGAAGAAUCAGAAUAUGACAAUCUAGUCAGCUUGUGGGCAAGGUGA
Molecule: messenger RNA, 3297 nt
Organism: Orbilia oligospora ATCC 24927
Lineage: Eukaryota; Fungi; Ascomycota; Orbiliomycetes; Orbiliales; Orbiliaceae
Exons: 11
Coding region: 1-3297 (1098 amino acids)
Molecular function (GO): protein binding
Source: RefSeq, a predicted model, not a curated record